Phytophthora nicotianae INRA-310 is the source of this 180-nucleotide messenger RNA. RefSeq lists its product as hypothetical. Lineage: Eukaryota; Oomycota; Peronosporomycetes; Peronosporales; Peronosporaceae. The transcript has a single exon. The record is from RefSeq and is a predicted model, not a curated record. Bases 1 to 180 code for a protein of 59 amino acids.
AUGGACACGCUGGAGUCGAUUCGAGCGAAGUUGUCCGAGACGGAGGCUCUUGUGGUGUCUACCGAAGAAAAGCUGGAAACCUCAAAACUAACGUUCGAACAGAAACAACUUAUAGCUGCUGAGUUGACGAAGAGGAAAGCUAGUCUUGUUGAGAACAGGACCGUCUUGAAUCUACUGUGA